Messenger RNA from Candidula unifasciata, 1602 nucleotides. Lineage: Eukaryota; Metazoa; Mollusca; Gastropoda; Stylommatophora; Geomitridae. The record is from the annotation of a GenBank genome assembly.
AUGCCACCAAAAAGGAAAGUGGCUGGAAAGGCAGCAGCUGCUAGCAAGACCAAAAAAGCUAAGAAAGAAGAGGUAGAAGAUGAGCCAUCAACAAGCUCUUUGAAAGAUCAAAUUACCAAACUGAAGGAGGCUGACAAAGGAAAAGCAAAGAAGUACAAACCGGACACAUUUUGUCAUGUGGCAAGUGUUUCACAGGUUUACGAAGACUAUGAUGCUAUGCUCAACCAGACAAACAUUGGCCAGAACAACAACAAAUUUUACAUAAUUCAAGUUUUAGAAUCUGGAGGGAAAUAUUACACAUGGAACCGAUGGGGAAGAGUGGGCGAGCCUGGACAGAAUGCACUAAAAGGACCAUUUGAUGAUCCUGAAAAAGCAGUAAAAGAUUUUGUUAAGAAAUUUAAAGACAAGACUAAGAAUGACUGGAGCGACCGAGAGAAUUUCACCCCAGUGAAAGGAAAAUACACACUGCUUGAGAUGGCAGGAGAAGAUGAUGCAGGGCAGGAUACUGUUGAUACAGCCAUUCAGAUCAAUCACAAUAAGAAAGAGGCUCCUUGCACACUGGACAAAACCACUCAGGACUUAAUGAAACUUAUCUUUGAUAAUGACAUGUUUAAAGCAACUCUUCAACAAUUUGACAUUGAUGUUAAAAAGAUGCCUCUAGGAAAACUCGGCAAGGCACAGAUUGCAAAAGGUUUUGAAGCUUUGGAAGAGUUGGAAGAAGCAGUCAAAAACAACAAGAAGUCUGCAAUCAAUGAGCUUUCCUCUAAAUUCUACACGGUGAUACCUCACAGUUUUGGAAGAAGCGUGCCUCCGCCCAUUGACACCCUGGAGGAACUUCAAAGAAAAUAUGAUAUGUUGGCAGUACUUGGAGAUAUUGCGCUGGCACAGGAUAUCCAGAAAGACAGAGACAAAGCUACAGCAGACAGUAAAAAGGAUACAGUACCUAAUUCCCUGGAUAUCAAUUAUGGGCUUCUAAACUGCAAAAUGAAGCUGCUUGACAACACAUCCAAAGAAUACAAAGUUCUGGAAAAAUACUUCCUGGCCACAGAAGGACAUUCUUACAGAAAGCAGACACUUAGGAAUAUUUGGGAAAUUGACCGCUCAGAGGAGGUUAGCAGAUUUUCUGUCAACAAAUCAAUAGACCAUAGGAAAUUAUUGUGGCAUGGCACAAGUGUAGCCGUGGUUGCUGCCAUUCUCAAAAGUGGCCUACGUAUCAUGCCUCACUCUGGCGGUCGAGUAGGUCGCGGCAUCUAUUUCGCCUCAGAGAAUAAUAAAUCAGCUGGUUAUGUUGGCCCAGCCCAGGGUAAGGGCAUCAUGUUCCUGAAUGAAGUAGCAUUAGGAAAGCAAUAUAAAAUCAUACGAGAUGAUCCAUCCCUGGUAGUGGCUCCUAAAGGAUAUGACAGUGUUCUGGCAUGUGGACGAGUAGAGCCUGAUGAGAAGAGUGACACUACAUUGACAUUUGAUGGUAAGAAAGUGAUUGUUCCUCAGGGAAAACCAAAGAAAGUGGCAGAAUAUGCAAAAAGCAGUUUCACACAGUCAGAAUAUCUAGUUUACAGAGAAGACCAGGUCCGCAUGCGGUAUCUACUGAUGUUUGAUAUGUGA